Molecule: messenger RNA, 2354 nt
Organism: Lagenorhynchus albirostris (white-beaked dolphin)
Lineage: Eukaryota; Metazoa; Chordata; Mammalia; Artiodactyla; Delphinidae
Gene: HMG20A
Product: high mobility group 20A
Exons: 11
Coding region: 261-1304 (347 amino acids)
Biological process (GO): regulation of gene expression
Cellular component (GO): nucleus
Source: RefSeq, a predicted model, not a curated record
AAUUUUUGUCAAGCUGUGAGGCGACGCAGUGAGAAGAGUGAAGGCGAUUGAGAGGGGCUCAGGGAAUUGUCCCCUGUGCCAGGGACUUUCUUUAGGCCCCAGGCCCCUGCCUACCCCUGUCGUCAGCAGGUAAUAUAUCUUCUUUUGAGGUGGGAUGAUGCCAAGAGCUUCCAAUGCUGAAUCUUGAGGCUCUCGAAAAGUCCUUUACUUCUAAGGAGACUUUUAGAAAGAAGCCAAUUAAAUGAGUCCUUUUAAGAGAGAUGGAAACCUUGAUGACUGGUUCCACCCUGCCUCCCCUUUUUGCUGAUGAAGAUGGCUCCAAGGAGAGUAAUGAUCUGGCUACAACUGGGAUAACCCACCCAGAGGUUCCAUAUAGUAGUGGAGCCUCAUCAUCCACAAAUAAUCCAGAAUUUGUUGAGGAUCUCUCCCAAGGUCAGUUGCUUCAGAAUGAGUCUUCAAAUACAGGAGAAGGCAAUGAACAGAGGCACGAAGAUGAGCAAAGAAGUAAACGAGGAGGUUGGUCCAAAGGAAGAAAGAGGAAGAAACCUCUUCGAGACAGCAAUGCACCUAAAUCCCCCCUUACAGGAUAUGUUCGGUUCAUGAACGAGCGUCGAGAACAGCUUCGAGCAAAAAGACCAGAAGUCCCAUUUCCAGAAAUUACAAGGAUGUUAGGCAAUGAAUGGAGUAAACUUCCUCCAGAGGAAAAACAGCGCUACCUUGAUGAAGCAGACAGAGAUAAGGAGCGUUACAUGAAGGAGCUGGAGCAGUAUCAGAAGACUGAGGCCUACAAGGUUUUCAGUAGGAAAACCCAGGACCGUCAGAAAGGCAAAUCUCAUAGGCAAGAUGCAGCCCGACAGGCUACUCAUGAUCAUGAGAAAGAAGCAGAGGUAAAGGAACGGUCUGUUUUUGACAUCCCUAUAUUUACAGAGGAAUUCCUGAACCACAGCAAAGCUCGGGAGGCAGAGCUCCGUCAGCUUCGAAAAUCCAACAUGGAGUUUGAGGAAAGGAACGCAGCCCUGCAAAAGCACGUGGAGAGCAUGCGCACAGCGGUGGAGAAGCUGGAGGUGGACGUGAUCCAGGAGCGGAGCCGCAACACCGUCUUACAGCAGCACCUGGAGACCCUGCGGCAGGUGUUGACAAGCAGCUUCGCCAGCAUGCCCUUGCCUGGAAGUGGAGAGACACCUACAGUGGACACUAUCGACUCCUAUAUGAACAGACUGCACAGUAUUAUUUUAGCUAAUCCCCAAGACAGUGAAAACUUCAUAGCUACAGUUCGAGAAGUUGUGAACAGGCUUGAUCGUUAGGGAAUGGUCUUAGAGCUCCAAGAUGUUCUGUAAGUGGUUUUACUUGUUUGGAAUGAGAAGCCAUCCAUGGAAAUUUGAAUUGAGUGGAGGCAGAGAGGGAGGUACAGAUUACUCUGCUUGUGAAGGAACUGUCAGUUGAGUUAAAUGCCUUCACCCCAGGAAGCCAUAUGAGGGAGCAACAAAAGGAACAUGUAUGUGAACUUCCUAUGGAAUCGUCUUCGUGAAGCUUUGACCGUGUACAGCCACUCUCCCGAGUCUUCAGUUUCCUAUCAUUUCUAUUUCUGUUGAAGUGGGUCUGCAUAUAUUCUGCUGACCAGGCGCCCCUGAGACUGGCAUCUUCUGCAGCAGAAAGGAAGCCUUCUUAUUGUUCUGCUUCAUUCAGAUUGGACUCUUUUAUCAGUGGCUCUGUGGUUUUAUCAGUGGUUUUCCUACCUAGCUGUCACUUUUUCUUAAUGCUUUUGGGGGUUAUUUUUUUAUUAUUUUUUUUUUUUUUUUUAUUUCCUUCACCCCCACCAAGCUAGACAUCUCCAUUUUCUGACCUCUUGGCUUGCUCAGCAGGGUUCUGAAGGAGAGUUUCUCUCAUUGGACAGGCCCAGUCUUCUCCCAUCAUUGUCCUGCUGUGACUCCAAAGAAAGGAGCUUCUUGUUGACAGUGUCCUGUGGAGUGAGGCUGUGUUUCGUAUCCCACACAGCGCUCAGGGUGCCAGCCCUCGUGGAGGCUUUGUGGUUGCUGCCCUGAAGGAGAAUGCUCUUUCCUUCCUCCUUGGUACUGCCUGCUGUUUUCUGAGCAUUGCUCGUGCACAUACCCUGCGUCCCAGCCCCAGCAAGGCUCUUCUGUUCCCAUCUGUUGGCAGUGACUUGUGGAAUAUUUUUGCUGAGGAAAAGGUCAUUGGUAAACAGGACAGAACGAGAAAAGUCGUUUCUCAUUUGGUAUUGAAAAAAAUCCUAAAGUUUAUCAUAAGUGAAAACAGAGAGAAUCCCUGUCUGCUUGAGGUGUACCGAUUCAUGGAUAUGGAUGGGUGGAAAUGCCAUUCAGAAUAGCCUCCAGCUG